Molecule: messenger RNA, 564 nt
Organism: Morchella sextelata
Lineage: Eukaryota; Fungi; Ascomycota; Pezizomycetes; Pezizales; Morchellaceae
Exons: 1
Coding region: 1-564 (187 amino acids)
Biological process (GO): response to heat; protein complex oligomerization; protein folding
Source: RefSeq, a predicted model, not a curated record
AUGCCAUUCUUCUCACGCUACCACACUCCCACCUCCGCCUUCCCCUCUGACGUCUUCCGUUUCCUCGACGAGCUCAAUCAAGCAGUUGCUCCAACUACAAGCUCCAGCGUUAACAAGCGCGCAUUCUCCCCCAAUUUCGAUGUUCACGAAACCGACUCCGCCUAUAUUCUCGAGGGUGAACUUCCUGGACUCGAUGACAAGUCCAAGCUCAACAUUGAAUUUACGGACGACAAUACCCUUCAUAUCAGCGGUAGAAUCGAGAAGUCGGUCACGAGAACCUCCGAUGAGUCAAAGCCAACCGAGGCAGGCGAGGGUGAGAAGAACAAGGACAAACAAGUCGCUAAGCAGGCAGAUGACAGCCAGAAGCAAUUGUCGAAGCAGUCUGAGGGACAGCAAUUGAGGUAUUGGGUUUCUGAACGCACUGUUGGGGAGUUCCAGAGAUCUUUCUCAUUCCCCGGAGGUGUCGAUAUCGAUAAUGUUAAGGCGAGCUUGGAAAAUGGACUUUUAAAGAUUGUAGUCCCAAAGAAGGAGGUUGUUAAGGGAAGGAAGGUUGCAAUCAUGUAA